Messenger RNA from Enterobius vermicularis (human pinworm), 801 nucleotides. Lineage: Eukaryota; Metazoa; Nematoda; Chromadorea; Rhabditida; Oxyuridae. The record is from the annotation of a GenBank genome assembly.
AUGAGUGAAGAUGACUUAGAUAUACAACUCGAAGAAAUUCAAUCAAUUUCGGCAAUAUAUGGGGACCUCGUUAGUCUCGAUUCACCCUCGCGAUUGAACAUAAAAUUUGACUAUGAUGUACAGCUGACAAUUGAUUUGCCCCCUGAUUACCCAUCAUCCUCUGCUCCAACUUUUGAAAUAAGUGCUCCAUCAUUACGUGCAGCCCAAAAAGAUGAGAUAUCCGCACAGCUUCAGGAAGUAUACCUUCAAAAUUUGGGGCAGCAGAUCCUUUACCAAUGGAUAAAUGUUGUGAUAGAAUAUUUGGCGAAUUCCGAUAUGGACUGCAAUGGCAACCAGUCAACGUCUUCGGACGAAGGAACAGAGCUUAAUCAUAAUCUACGGGAAUCUGAGGUUCUUCAUAUUGAAGUCCCUCCAAUAUCUAGCGGGGACGUUUUGGUGGAUCGUAAAAGUAUAUUUCAGGCGCAUGUUGCACAUAUAAAGUCUAAAGAAGAGGCAAUGCUUGUACUAAACAAAUUAAAGGAAAAUGGCAAAAUAGCCAGAGCUACACACAACAUGUAUGCUUGGAUAACCGAAGAAAAUGCGAAUAGUCGGGUUACAAAGCAACAUGAUUGUGAGGAUGAUGGUGAGACUGGAGCCGGAGCAAAAUUGCUUCAUCUUCUCGAGCUUAUGAAGGCCAAAAAUGUUAUUGUCAUAGUUACCCGCUGGUACGGCGGAAUACAUCUUGGUCCAGAUCGGUUCCGUCAUAUUUGUAAUGUUGCUCGUGAAGUGCUGAAAGAGAAUGGUUUUUCAAAUCGGUCAUAA